CGAACCCGGGCACUCUCGAUUCGCACGAAGCCGAGAGCGCCGGCCGCCGAAUGGACGACUGAGGACUCAACGGCGGACAAGGAGCCCGUAACCCCUACUGCAAGGCUCAUGGAAGAUCUAUACAUCGUGGUAACCAUAGGCCUAGGCUCGGCCUUAAACUUGCCCGUGUUGAGCGCCGGCAUCGCCACCCAGCUUGCCCGAUACCCGCGCUUCCAAAGCAUCCAAGUAGCUGAUGGUGGUUCAGAAGGUGGCAACCGGCGGUGGGCACGCGUGAAGGUGAAUGUGGACGAUCACAUCAUCGUGCCGGCUCUGGAUCCCGUCGCCGUGGAAGCCGACGCGGACCAGGUGGUGGAGGACUAUGCAGCAUCGCUGGUCACGCUCCCCAUGGACGCGUCCCGCCCACUCUGGGAGUUCCACUUCCUCGACUUCCCGACCUCGGAGGCGACCUCCACCGUCGUGCUCCGCGUGCACCACUCCCUUGGUGAUGGCGUGUCGUUGAUGACGCUCGUCUUUGCGUCCGCGCGCAGCGUCGCCGACCCAACGAGACUGCCGGCCAUGCCGAAGCAGCCCGAGCGCACAGCCGCCAUCUACAUGCCGCGGCCGCGGUCUGCCGGCGCCAUGGCGUUUCUCGGGUGGGUGUGGUCGUAUUUCGUGUUGGCUUGGAACACCAUGGUGGACGUUGCCUUCUUCGCCGCCACAGUUUUGUUCCUAAGAGACCCCAAGACGUCGUUCAGUUGCUCAGACGACGACACGGUCUUCAGCCCACGCAGACGCUUCGUACACCUGAGCCUUAGCUUGGACGAUGUCAAGUUCAUCAAGAAUGCUAUCAACUGCACUGUCAAUGACGUCCUAGUUGGUGCAACUUCUGCUGCCCUGUCACGGUAUUACUUUCGCAAGCCGGGUAACACAAUCACGGAGAAAAUCUGUCUGCGCUCUGUCCUUCCAGUCAAUUUAAGGGCAACCACUAGCUUACAAAAAUAUGUUAACUUGAUAGAAUCUGGUAAGAGUGGCGAUGUGGGAUGGGGAAAUCAACUAGGCUACAUCAUCCUUCCGUUUCAUGUAGAGACGCACGAUGAUCCACUUGUAUAUGUUCGCAAGGCAAAGAAGACUUUGGAUAGGAAAAAGAGGUCACUUGAAAUGGUCUUCACGUGUAAGAUCAGUGAGCUUUUUCUCAAAUUGUUUGGUAUGAAGGCAGGCGCUUUUAUCUUCGGCCAUAUGUUCGCAAAUACAUCUAUGGUGUUCUCAAAUGUGAUUGGACCGGCUGAACCAAUAGAGUUAUGUGGGCAUCCAAUUACCUUCAUUGCCCCAGGUGCUUAUGGAGUUCCGCAAUCUUUGGUUGUGCACUACACGAGUUACUGUGACACAAUCAAGGUAACUCUAUCGAUCGAUGAUGAAAUAUUUCCAGAUUAUAGUCAACUUUUGGAUGACUUCGCCGAGUCCUUCAGACACAUUAAAGAUGCGGCUUCGGGGCUUUAAGUUCCAUUGUGACAGAGUAAUUGAGAAACUAUUAGAUUGUUGCACUUAAUAAAACUUGUGUAAUAGUACAAGUAUAUACUCUGAU
Molecule: messenger RNA, 1561 nt
Organism: Lolium rigidum
Lineage: Eukaryota; Viridiplantae; Streptophyta; Magnoliopsida; Poales; Poaceae
Product: wax ester synthase/diacylglycerol acyltransferase 5-like
Exons: 7
Coding region: 109-1476 (455 amino acids)
Biological process (GO): triglyceride biosynthetic process
Cellular component (GO): plasma membrane
Molecular function (GO): diacylglycerol O-acyltransferase activity; long-chain-alcohol O-fatty-acyltransferase activity
Source: RefSeq, a predicted model, not a curated record